AUGCCGUCAAGGCUACAACUCCACCACCUCCAGGAAGAACAGACCCUCCGCGACAGGAACGCUCAGCUCAUCCUCGACCUCGAAGAAAACGAAUUCCAACUCGACAUCGACUGCUCAACCCCUCCUUCUACUUCCUUGUCAUCAACAGCUUCAUCCUCCUCCUCAAAGGACGAUUCAUCUGAGGAAGAGCUCUCCCUCCAGAAGCAGGACUUUGAACUCGAGCUGGCUCUCGAGGUUCAGCAUCAGAUUCAGAACCACCAGUACGACUCGACCCUCCUCAACGAAUCCCCAUCCGCACUCCAACGCCAUCUCGAACGCAAACUUCGUCAUCAGAAGCGUCUCUUGUCCGCCUACCAGUCAUCACUCCAUCAGCAAGCUGUCAUCUCCUACAACUCCCAAGAGUGUCUCGCCUGGAGGGUUCGUCAAAAACAACUCCAGCUGAACCAACCCCGCAAGUCUUCCUGGACUUCUUUCAAGAAUGUUGGCGACUCUUUGGCAACAGCAGCCCUGACCCGGUUUCAGCAGUUUCACCCUAACCGACGCGACUUGGACCAGGAUUCGAUCUUUGCAAAGACCUUAACUGCACUCGGACAGAAGCGAUACACGGACCCCAAUGGAUUCAUGGUUGAACUCGACCCUGUCAAGGUCAUGGCUGGAUCCAGGAGAGCAAGCACCUACCUCAACGACGAUCUCCACGUCCUUGUGCUGGACAUGCAAUGGGACCCCGAGGUCACUGUUGUUGUUGGAAAUGUGCUGGACGAGACUGUCAAGCUCAGACAGGAGGGUUACCGCCCCGUCAUGCUCAACGUGGCCAACAGCGAUGUCCCAGGAGGAAGUAUGCUUUCACAUCCUUGCUCGAAAAUAUGUGACUACCACCUGGAUUCAGCUACAGACAGCGAGGCAGAUCUUUUCCGCCGCACAACUCUUCAUCAAUGCAUGGAUCAGGAGCCUCGCCGUUCAAGAUUCUACCCUCUCGCAGAGGCUGGAGGAGUCUACUGCCCUAAUCAGGCCGUCUUCCGCCAUGGUUUCAACAGAGAUAACGAGUUCAUGGACCGUUUCGAAUGGAUCAGCGUCGUUUCUGUGGCACCGAUCCCCAAGAUGGAAACGCGCGAGAAGGACGGCGGUCUUGGAGGAGUGCAGUUCUUGGAGGGCGAGGAUGACCUUCUUCGUCGUAAGAUUCUGGCCGCCAUGAAGGUCGGAGUUAGUCAAGGUCAUGAUGCUCUUGUGCUCCCACCCCAUGGAACUGAUGCAGGACAGAAUCCCUCAGAGGCCAUUGCUGCGAUAUACAGGAGUAUCAUUGGUCGUGACUUUAUGGGUGGCCGUAAGCGAUUCCAGACUUACAAGAAGAUUGUCAUGGUCCUCGAUCCAGAGCAGGCCGAGAAGAUUGUUAACGAGACCUCCAACUACCGUCCCCCUCAGCCUCCACAGCCUAUUGCUUCUCCACUGCCUGUCGGUGAUAUCGAGGAGACCGCCGAGGCUGAUUCUGAUGCUCAGGAUGCUGAGAAUAGCAAUGACUCUGAGCAGGAUGAUGUGCAAUCAGACACUGUGGCAGGUUCGGAGGCCCAUCCUUCCAUUCACCAACGCAGCGACGAUUCGGAGAUUGUGGAUGAGAUUGAGAAGAAUGCCGACAACACUGAUGGCGAGGAGCAAGAGGAACUGAAUUCGGUUCACGAGAUUACCGAGGAGAUGAUCCUAGACGAGUCGGAAGAUGAUGACGAGGAGCAAGAGGAACUGAACUCGGUUCACGAGAUUACCGACGAGAUGAUCCUAGACGAGUGGGAACAUGAUGGCGAGGAGCAAGAGGAGCUGAAUUCGGUUCACGAGAUUACCGAUGAUAUGAUCCUUGACGAGUCGGAACGUGACGACAAGGAAACUGGGGAUGAUAUCGAACCAAGCGAGGACGAACUCGAGGAUCAGGCCAUGUACGGUGCAGCUGAUACUGACGACGAGGUCCAAAGCGAGCUCGUGCCUGAGGAUGAAGUCUCCGAGGAAGAUGCCCUUCUGGAAGAGCAGGGCCUCCAGGAGGAUGUUGAUUUGAGCGAAGGCGAUCUUGCCGAGGAUCUGAACGACAUUCCUGCUGUCAUGGCUGAUUCCGAAGAGACUGAAACCGUCCUGGACGAGAGCAGUAGCAGCGAUGAGACCAGCGGAGACGACGACGACGACAACCAAGGUGGCGAAGACAAGGAGGCGCACGAGGAGGCCGUCGAGGAGACUGAGGUAGAGCCGUUUGUGCCUUUAGUCGAGACUGUUCUCCAGGUCUUUGAACGCAUGUUGGAACAGCGGUCGUUGUUGAUUGUCAAGAACCGUGCUCGCGGAAUCGUCGAGCCUGAAGCGCCUGCCGCCAAUGCGACUAUCACUGAUGCUACUAGUGCUCCUGCACCCGCUGCUGUCACUCCUUUGUCUGUCUAA
Linnemannia hyalina is the source of this 2409-nucleotide messenger RNA. The record is from the annotation of a GenBank genome assembly. NCBI's taxonomy places the organism in Eukaryota, Fungi, Mortierellomycota, Mortierellomycetes, Mortierellales, Mortierellaceae.